AUGACCUCCCCUACUGCGAGCGACCCGCCUCCCUCCCCUCUCCUCCGCCUCUCCGCCGAACUCCUCGAUCACAUCCUCUCCUUCCUCCUGCCCUCCCCUACCCGUCUCGCACGCAAGACCCUCGCGCGCCUCCUCCCUAUCCACCCCUCACUCGUCCCGCUCAUCCGACGCCGCCUCUACGCCCGUAUCUCACUCACGAUCGGCUCCUCGGACGGUUCGGACCUUGCGUUCCUCGACCUCCUGCGUGAUGGGGUUGCAGGUCCUCACAUCCGCGUGCUGAGGCUCGAGUUGCCCAAGCCAGACUGGUCCGUCAUCGUCCAGGACCGCGAUCCGGCAGAGUUUCUCGUCGCCCGCCCGGUACUGGAUCAGAAACGGACGGUGGAGCUGGUCAGGGAGAUCUUUGAGCGGACGCCGUUCGUGAGGCAUGUCGAGGUGGAUGUGCAGCUUGGCGUGCCGCUCGAGUGGGUGCACAAGAGGGAUGUCGAGGGCCAAGAGGCGGACGGGGAGGCACUCGCGGGACUGGCGGAGGCUAUGGCGGCGUGGACCAACCUUGAGGGGUUCGUCACCGCCCUUCCAGACGCCAAACAGCGCCUCCAGAUCUGGUCCGACCCCAGCACGACCUCGCACUACGUCCACGCUCUGACGACCUGGUCCUCCCUCACAACGCUCGACCUGUGGCGCGUCCGACUCGUCGUGCCGGCCGAUGAUGCAUCCCUCGCCUUCCCCGCAUUUGCGCUCGAGGAGCUCAAUUUGCGCCAGGUUGAGCUGGGUGACGAUCUCGAAUUGAGAUGGUUGCUGGGCAAGGCCGGCGGGACACGGUCGGCGAAACUUAAGACGCUCCGGCUGAAUGAGGUCGACUUCGUCCGGCAGAGCGGGACGAACGCCCCACUCCUCUCAAUCUUUCCCGCCGACCAGCCCGCCUCGUUCGCCGCAGCACUCGAAGUGCUCGACCUCACGCUCAGCAACCCGAUUCCCUCUGUCUCAGCCGCUCGUUUCGCCCGCUUCACGCAUCUCAAGGAGCUGACGCUCGCGGGCCCGGGCGUCGACCUCGCGCUGUGCGAGGCGUUCUUCGGCGUCGACCAGGACGGGACGAGGAGCAAGUCGCUCGACUCCACCCCGCCUCUCUCUUCCCUCCGCGACGUAGCCUUCCACUAUCUCCCUCACCCGUCCAUCGCCAUCCCCGAUCUCGUUUCGCUCCUGCACCCGCCCUCAUCACACCGCUCCUCCACCCCGCCCCUCCCCUCACUCACCGACCUCCGGUUCCACACGACCUACCCUCUCCCGCGCACACUAGACUGGCGCACCCGGCGCCUUACUCGCGAGCCCGUUUGGGCUGCUUUGGCGGACGACGAGGUGGGCGAUGAAGGGUGGAAGGAGGUCUUUCGCUGUGCUGGGCGGAUCAAUCGCGCGCGGAAGAGGGCGGCGCUCGUGAGGGGUGAGAGUGGGGUUGUAAGGAGGGUGAGGGUGUGGCAGAACCGGUUUGAGAUGGGGUAUGACGAUGUUGCGUCUGAGGGAGAAGGAGAGGACGAGGAGGAGGACGAGGAAGAGGGGAACGCGAGCGAGGUCGACCCGAAUGCGCUGUUUGUCCCUGGGAGUGGGAGCGAGGGGGAGGAGGAGAAUGCGGCGUGGGUUAGGAGGACGCUGCAGGACGAGGAGGACGAGGAGGACUUUUGA
Messenger RNA from Rhodotorula toruloides NP11, 1674 nucleotides. RefSeq lists its product as uncharacterized. The record is from RefSeq and is a predicted model, not a curated record. The transcript has a single exon. The coding region runs from base 1 to 1674 and encodes 557 amino acids. Lineage: Eukaryota; Fungi; Basidiomycota; Microbotryomycetes; Sporidiobolales; Sporidiobolaceae.